AUGUCCACUGCUACUCGGCGCUCAACGCGUCGCGCGGCGGCUGCGGCAGCCUCUGUUGAGCCCGCACCGCCUGCACCCGAGCGAAGCGCAUCGGAAGAAACCCCCCCACCAGAGCCGUCCAAGAAGCGAGGUCGCAAGCCCAAGGCUGCAUCUACAAAGGUCGAGUCGCAGACCGUGACAGAACAGACAGUGACCAAGGCCCGCGCUACGUCACGCGCAAGCCAAACACCCGCAACUACGGCAACCAAGAAAUCAACAACAACAACAACAUCGGCCACUGUCACCACGACGCCAGCUCCUGUUGUCACUAAGCGGACCAGGGCUGGUCGCGCCAAGGUAGUGGAAGCAGGGGGAGAAGCCUCACCACAACGCAGCCUAGACGUGACUAGGCCUGUAAAGCGCAUUCGUGGUGCAAGCCAACAGAAGGUGGCCUCUGACAAACGCAAGUCGGUGUCUUCAGUAGCAGCAUCAGUGAAUGACGAGAACGAGGAUGAAGACGACGAUGAGGAUGAGGGUCUGUUCUUCAAGAAGAGUAAGCGCCGAUUCCAUUCCAGAUUUCGUUUCGCCUCCAUCGAUGAGGAGACAGCCCCCAGCGACACUAAAAUGGACGCGCCAGAGAGUAGUGCGAUUCAUAAAGAGGUUGAUCUUCUUCGUGUGCGCGUGACAGACUUGGAGGCUCUCAAUCAGAGCCUUACAGAGUUGCUCCUUGAGAAGGACACGCACCUGUUUGAGUAUGAGAACGAGAACCUUCGCCUCAAGCACCAGGUUGAGCACCAAAAUGAGUUGAUUGCGCGCCUGCAAGGAAACUCGCGUCUGCAAAGUCCUUUGAACAUUAGCUACGGUACACCGGCUAACACCUAUGUUUCAGAAUUCGACCGUGAACUUGUAGCUGUGACUGAGUCUCCACCAGCGCAGCCCGUCUUCGUGAACGGUACUGAGUCCGCCCUUGCGCUUCUCCACAAAAUUGAGAAUGCGGCGAAAGAGACGGUACGUGUCGAAUCGCUCAACCGAGAGAGUGAGGCACGUCCAGAUGAGGUCACGGAGCCCUCACUGCAGCAGUCCCCACAGCAAUCCGUACCACAAUCCGCCAAGAGGUCUUUCACUGAAGCUUCAGCCACACCUGAUCGACCCGUUGCGACGCCCUCCAACAUUUUUAGCAGAUCCUUCACAGCCAUCAAGUCCCGCCUCUUCUCCUCAACCCCUAAACCAUCACCCUCUCCACAGGCCCCUUCUCCUCCAACUGCUAAGCCCCUACCACCCCCGAACACCUACACAGAGAUCUUGUCCACCCCACCCACCCCUAUUGGUGAACGUGUCAAGACGCCGAAGAGGCGCACGCCUAACAACGGCAUGAUGAAAGUGCUGCUGAAGGGCAUCGAACCAGGAGAUAAGCGCAAGGCUGAAGAAUGGGCCAAACAAGUCAUUCCAGAACUGAUGAAUGACCCCAACUACAAAGAGAAGCGCAUGCGCCUGCAGGGAACUGUUCUCUUCCAGGAUCUGAUACACUUUCCAUCUUCCAAACCCUGGGAAACUGGCUUUGGUGAUCCGCUUGGCGAUCUGGAUGAUGAAGAUCCAGUCCCAGCCUGGGCCAUCUAUCUGGACAUGAAAGCCGAGGAGGUCGAACACAAACCUAAGAGAACCAAGAAGAGUCACCGAUCCAGUAUGGACAGUGAGGAUAUCCCCACGAUUGAUGAGCAGUACGCCGCCAGCAACAGCGCGCAUACGCCCCCAAAGCUGUACAACAGCCAUGGUCAGAGCGCAUCCCUCUAUGACUACCGCCCGCGCCGUGCCAUUGACCCCUCACCCCUGUUCUCCAAUUCCGUUUCCCACAAUGAAGGUGGUAACCUCUUCCGCGAGCUUCAUGGUCACGAGUCUGCAGCACAGAUGCGUGAGAAUGAUCGUGAAAUCCUCAGGAAGGCGGACGCAGCCAAGAGUCCUGUCAAGGUGAAGACACCCCCACACAACCCUGACGGUGGCUCCUUCAGUGCCUCCUUUGAGUAUUCCGACGACGACGACGACGACGACGACGACGAUUCCAACGCGGACGGCGAAACCUCCGAUGCUGAAGCCGCUCCCAUUUGGACCCAGCCGCCCCCACCUGCCCCUGUCCCCGCACACGCUCCACUCCCAGGAGGACCCUCAGCUGAGACGCCAUCUGCCCCUGUCUCUGAUGUCCCUCCCACCCCUGCCGGUCAGCAACCAGUAGCGGAGGUUGAGCGCCAACGCCAGAGGCUCAUGAAGCAUACACCUGCCAAGCCUUCUCGUCUUCGCGAAGCUACCUAUCCUUCACCUAGCGUUUUCUCAGACGCUGGCAUCCCGUCGCCUUUGACCACUCCUGCCCAUCUCACUGAUUCGGUAGCUUCCAUGUUCGCCGAUAUGCCAGCAGCGCAGCCCAUCGAGCUUGACGAAGAAGAGCAGGCUGACUACAAUGCGCUCAUUCAGACUGCCGGAUUCAAGCAGCUGCUUGCUAAAGACUGGCCAGCCGCCACCCUCACCUACGAGUCUGAGGAGGAAGAGCUGAGCCCGACCUCUGCCUAA
Molecule: messenger RNA, 2538 nt
Organism: Pyrenophora tritici-repentis Pt-1C-BFP
Lineage: Eukaryota; Fungi; Ascomycota; Dothideomycetes; Pleosporales; Pleosporaceae
Source: RefSeq, a predicted model, not a curated record